This is a messenger RNA of Funneliformis caledonium, 435 nucleotides long. The record is from the annotation of a GenBank genome assembly. NCBI's taxonomy places the organism in Eukaryota, Fungi, Glomeromycota, Glomeromycetes, Glomerales, Glomeraceae.
AUGACACAAGAUAAAAGACAAAAAUUAUAUGAAUGGUUACUUCGAUGUUGUCUUGAAAUAUGUGAAAUUCCUUUAUUAAUAUUUGUUACUGAUGCUGAUCCUGCAAUAAUUGCAACCAUUUCUAUAGUAUUUUCAGAGACUCAUCAUAUGCAAUGUUUAUACCAUCUCUAUCAAAAUCUUUCAAAAAACCUUCAUUCAUGUUUAGGAUCAUUACUUUAUCAGGAAUUCCUUAAAGAUUUUAAAGGAAUUCAACACUCUUAUUGUGAAAAUUUAAUUUACAAUGCAUAUUAUAAACAAAUGUGUCAAUCUGUAUGCUAUCGUACAUAUCAAGUACAAUUUUCUGAAAUUCCAGUAUCAGAUGAUGGUUCAUUUGAACCUUUCUUUGAUAAAGUAGAAGAUUCUACUAAAUCUCUUAUUGAAGCUGACGAGGAUUAG